Molecule: messenger RNA, 3963 nt
Organism: Electrophorus electricus (electric eel)
Lineage: Eukaryota; Metazoa; Chordata; Actinopteri; Gymnotiformes; Gymnotidae
Gene: nbr1a
Product: NBR1 autophagy cargo receptor a
Biological process (GO): macroautophagy
Cellular component (GO): phagophore assembly site
Molecular function (GO): ubiquitin binding
Source: RefSeq, a predicted model, not a curated record
AGCAAUGGUUUUAGUUUAUUAACAAGUUUUCCUAACUGCUUACAAACGUGCAUAAGAAUCGGAACAGAAACGUAAGCGAGGAAUGAGCUACUUCCUGUUACGUGGACAUGGGGGAGUGUGCAAGUUAAACGAUGUAAACAACAACGCGAAGACGGGACAGCUACUGUUGGCUCCUUCAUCGACUUGACUUAAAGCAUCGUUGUUCCAAAUGAAAUAUUUUAUCUGAAUUUGGCUAACAUGAAUCAUCCAGUUACUGUCAAAGUGAAUUUCCGAGGGAACGUGAAGAAGUUUCCCGUUGUGGAUCCAGAGAAAGGCCAGUGGGAGACAGUCGAGGCCUGGAUUAAAACUACUUUCGGGUUAUGUCAUUUUCAAGUUAAAUAUUUUGACGAGGACAACGAAGAGGUAUCUAUAAACAGUCAAGAUGAGUAUAUGGAGGCUUUGAAGAGUGCAUUUAAGCAAGCCAACCAGCUUCACAUGAAUGUCUACAAGAUGAAGGGUCAGGCUGAGGGUGGAGCAGUUAAGGCUGAAGUUAAAGAACUUCGAAUUGAUCCUAGACCAGCACCGCCAUAUCGGGCCAGAGCGAAGAUGGCAGACAAGGAGACACAGGUUACCCCUGAGCGGGACUCGGUACUUGUGAAGGAAAACAAAGUGACCAAAGUUGAAGAGGAGGCUGUCCCAGCUUGGUUCAGAUCUUAUAUGGACAGAUUUAAAGACCAGGUAGUGAGGGAGGUGGUGGACAAGAUGUGUAGCGAGUUCUCUGGCCAGUGCUGCACACAUCGAGCUGAUCACCCCUCAGAGGAGCCCAGUACUUCUGGUACUCAGAUGGCCACAGUCAGUUCUACAACACAAAGAACGUCAAGCUCGACACCCAACUGCAGCAGCUGCAAGGGCCCUGCCACAGGGGGUGGAUAUCACUGCAGUGUGUGUCCCUCUUGCAUCUUGUGUGAGCCAUGUAGUCACAAACAUGACCCAAGUCAUCACUUGAAAAGAACAAGGACCCCUUUGUCUGUUCCAGAGCGUGGAGUAACUCCAGAACCCAGGUUCUUGCGUCGUGGAGACCGAACUGUACGCAAGGCUGAGCGACAGCGUCUGAAAGCAGAGCGCAGGCAGCUUAAGGCUGAGGUCAAGGAGAUCAAGAAGAAGCUGCGGCUGGAGAAGAGAGGUCUGCUGUGGAGUGGAGCCGCGAAUGGCACUUGCAGCGGAGGCCUUGGCCCCGCCCCUGGCCCUGACCCUGCUCCUACCCCUGGACCAGCUCCAGCCCCGGGCCCAGACCCUCAGUCCUCCAGUCCAGAGGGUCCCAAGGUCUUCUGCUCCACCUUGGUGCCCACAAUGACUGCCUUGUUUCUGGAUGAGAAUCUACCAGACGGCACAUGUCUGGAGCCUGGCACCAAGUUCAUCAAGUACUGGAAGAUGAGGAAUACUGGCAACAUCAGCUGGACCUCUGAGACCAAGCUCAAGUUCAUGUGGGGGAACCUGGCGCUGGAGUCAAGAGAGCAGAAGGAGGUGGCGGUGCCCUUCCUGAAGCCAGGCCAGGUUGGUGUUGUGAGUGUGGCGUUCGUGGCGCCCCUGCUCGAGGGCACGUACACCUCCCACUGGCGCCUGGCACACUGCGGGGUGCAGUUUGGCCCCCGGGUGUGGUGCAGCAUCGUAGUGGUGCCCAGCUCAGGUCAGAAACCUGGCACUCACGGCAGCAAACCCUUGAUUAAUAAACCCAGUAUGCUGGGGAUGGAGGGCAUGUGCUGUUCUGGCUCCAGAGCCUGUGAGAAUCAGGGGUCCUCCAGCUGUCAGCAAGAAUACUACAUUCCCUCUGUAGACCUGCUCACUGCCCAGGAUCUGCUUUCCUUUGAGCUGCUGGAUAUAAACAUUGUCCAAGAGUUAGAGAAAGUUCCAGCUAACACCCCAGUUGAUAUGACCCCAUGCAUGUCCCCAGUCCCUCAUUAUGGUCCCAUGUUUGGAAAGCAUGGAGCCAGUCUAGUCAAAGAGGACCCUGAACACACAAGCACAAAAAAACUGCAAGUGGUGCAACCCCAGAGGCACAUGGACAGUGUGGACCCUCAGGUCCAUGAGGAAGGUGAUGAUGACAUUAGUGGGACCCAGUUUGUAUGUGAGACUGUGAUCAGGUCCCUCACCCUGGAGGAGGAGCCCGAGCACAAACCUCGACUGCGGGCUCGAGCCAGCCACAGCCGGUCUGAGGUUCAUGACCCCAGCCCCUUUAAUGAGAGGUCUUUGAUGGAGAAGAUUGACAGACUACCAAUUGUAAAGAGGCCAGAAGCCCCUCCCCCUGUCCAACCACCAGUUAUAUUGGAAGAUUCCAUUAUCCCAGUCUUUUCAGAAACAGUGAUUGGUUCUAAUGAAAACCUGUACACUGACCCUGCUGCGCUGGAGGAAGAGGAAGGGAAAAGGGACGAGCAGGACAAAGAUGAAGAGGCAGGAGAGUGGGACGAGGUGAGCAGCCAAGCGUCCUCCGCCUCCUCGGAUGACUACAUCGUCGUCCUGCCAGACUGCUUUGACACCUCCAAACCCCUGGCGGACUCCAUGUACAGCUCGGCCAUGUCGCAGCCGGGGAACGCCUGCACCACAGAACCCGAGGGAGUGCUGGACCAAACCACUGCGCAGGGGGAGACGGUCGAACCAAAACCCUCUAUUCAGAACAGUGUGAAUAAGUUGCUGCGCACCUCUCAAAUACUCAACACUCCUCCUCUGCUUCCUGAAGUGGUAUCUGCACCUGUGUCUCUGUCACCACCCCCAAACCUGCGAACACACAGGUCUAUAAAACCGUGCGAGACUGGGAUUACACCACAGGGAGCUGAGGAGAGCAGGUCAUGUCCACCUGAAGACAAUGCAGAUGGGUUGAGAUCAACACAUGUGGAGGCCCCUGGCAGUGCCUUUGAGACCUGUGGCUCUCAGGAUGCCAGGCUCCGUCAUGGUGGCCUGACUGAAGGCCUGGUGAAGGGGGCUCUCUCAGUGGCAGCAUCUGCUUACAAAGCUCUGUUUACAGGCCAGAGCAGCUCUACGCAGCGGUCGAGUGAGGAUCCGGCGUGUGAGGAAGCCUCGCUGAUAGCUGUUCUCCAAGAGAUGGGAUUCAAUGACAAGCUACUAAACCAGAGGCUCCUGAGGAAGCAUCAGUACAAUCUGCUAGAUGUGGUUAAUGAGCUGGUGCAGAUGACCGACAAUGAGUGGUACAUGACGAGGCACUGAAGAGCACCACGGCAGCCUUCUCCAUAACGACAGAAACCUCGGCAACACUGACAUGGGAAGUGUUUGUAAUAUAUUCAGACUAGGAUAUUGCUCUCUGGAGACUAUACGAAGUGUGAUGUCAAGGGCUUGUGGUGUGCGGAAGGCAUAAUCUGGACUCUUAAAAGAGCAGGGUUCCCACAUUCAACUGACAAUAGGAUCAGCAGAGUGCUUACUCGACUGUAUAAAUUACACUCAUGUCUGUUUUUAGGAUAUGAAUGACAAAGCUAAGUAAUGGGUUUAUUUAUCUGAUCUAUUUUUCUUCAAGCUUAGUAGUGUCCUACCUACCCAGGCUCGAAUAUGCUUAGCAGUGAUGGAAUGAUGCAAGGACUGAUGAGAGAAAGAUUUGAAGGUAUCACUUGGUAGGUGAGGCUGCUUUUUAGAAAAAAUUCACAAUUGCAAGUCAGAUUGUAGGAUAUGUAAGAACACCCUCAGUAUGUCAAUUGCGCUUUGUCACAGUGACAUCUAUAAUCUCUUAUUCUGAAUUGCACUAAUCGCUGUAAUGUUAAACCAUGUGACGCAAGGGUGUUUGGUUUUUUCCCCAAAUCCAUUGGAAUUUGCAAUGGGUUUUUGAGUCAUGCUUAACAUAGCCAGUGAUUGGUCAAGGUUUAGCUAGGCACCAGUUGUUGGAUGUCCUCUGUGUACUAGCAGUGUGAUCAUUGAGCUAAUGGCUUGAGUAUAUGGCUCUUGGUGUCCAAAUAAAACAUUCCAUGUCAGUGGCUGAAAUUA